AUGCCGUUCCCCUCGGUGAGCUCCUGCAAUGCCACGCACCAAAACUGCACCGAUAGCUCUAACUUUACGCAGCAGCUGAAGAGAAACGACACCGACCCGUUCGGACGUAACGAGGAGGUGGCCAAGCUCGAGAUCACCGUGCUGAGCCUGGCGUUCGUGGCGGCGGUGGUGGGCAACCUGAGCGUGCUGCUCGCCAUGUACCGAGCCCGGCGGAAACCGUCGCGCAUGCACCUGUUUAUGAAGCACCUGUGCCUGGCUGACCUGGUGGUGGCCUUCUUCCAGGUGCUGCCGCAGCUCUGCUGGGAGGUAACGUUCCGCUUCUAUGGGCCGGACUUCUUGUGCCGCAUCGUGAAACACCUGCAGGUGCUGGGCAUGUUCGCCUCCACCUACAUGAUGGUGAUGAUGACCGUGGACCGCUAUAUCGCCAUCUGCCACCCGCUGCAGACGCUCCAGCAGCCCACGCAGCGCGCCUAUAUCAUGAUCGGCUCCACCUGGGCGUGCAGCCUGGUCCUCAGCACCCCGCAGUACUGCAUUUUCUCCCUGAGCGAGGUGCGCCCCGGCUCAGCCGUCUACGACUGCUGGGGGCACUUUGUGGAGCCGUGGGGGGUUCGCGCGUACAUCACCUGGAUCACGGUCGGGAUCUUCGUGGUGCCCGUGGCCGUGCUCGUGUCCUGCUAUGGAUUUAUCUGCCGUACGAUCUGGAGGAACCUCAGAUACAAAACCCAGAGGAGAAAGAGCGCGGAGGCCAGCAAAAGUGGGAUGCUGAGCCGGAGCUCGGUGAGCAGCGUCAGUACCAUCUCCCGUGCCAAAUUACGCACGGUCAAGAUGACCUUUGUGAUCGUGGUGGCGUACGUGGUGUGCUGGGCGCCUUUCUUCACGGUGCAAAUGUGGUCGGUGUGGGAUGAGACAUUCUCCUGGGACGACUCUGAGAAUGCUGCUGUGACGCUCUCCGCCCUGCUGGCCAGCCUCAACAGCUGCUGCAACCCCUGGAUCUACAUGAUCUUCAGCGGUAACCUGCUGUCGGACUUCGCCCGCAGCCUGCCGUGCUGUUGCCACCUGAGAAACCGGUUCUACCACCAGGAUUCGGACAGCAGCAUCCGCCGGACCACGCUGCUGACCCGCCUGCAGGGUCAACGCCCUUCAGAGCCUUUCAGAGACCUUAAACCCACCCCCAAAAGCUGCCUGCCAAUCCCAUCUACAUCCUGACCCCCAGAAACACUACCUUUGUGUGUUUAUAUGUUUAUGUGUGUAUGUGUGUGCGUGUUUAGUAAAACUGCAGCAGGUGUGCAGCAGUGAGGGAAGGUAUGACAUCAUCUGAGGGUGCGUUCACACCUACCCUAUGUUUU
Molecule: messenger RNA, 1346 nt
Organism: Neolamprologus brichardi
Lineage: Eukaryota; Metazoa; Chordata; Actinopteri; Cichliformes; Cichlidae
Product: arg8-vasotocin receptor-like
Biological process (GO): positive regulation of vasoconstriction; G protein-coupled receptor signaling pathway; cellular response to hormone stimulus
Cellular component (GO): plasma membrane
Molecular function (GO): peptide binding; vasopressin receptor activity
Source: RefSeq, a predicted model, not a curated record